GUGAUGAAAGGUAAGGACCAAGUUGGAACAGGCCUGAGCCAGCUGUAAUCAGUCUACAGCAACCGCAAGGGGGAAGAGCAUUUAAACUGUUUAAAAACAAAACAAACAGUAGCCAAGGAAACACUCUUGGAGAAAUGAAGUUAAAAGGAUCAAAUUUAGCUCCUGAGUAGAAGUGAAAAUCCAACGUGCUCCCGCUAAAAUGACUUCUCACCGGCCGUUCCCAGCAGAUGACUUCGUUCAGAGUGUGCAAACCAUGCCUGCCUCCCGGAGUCUGAGAGACAGCCACACUUGCAGGGCGUGACAGGACUGCGGAACCUGGGCAACACCUGCUACAUGAACGCCAUCUUGCAAUGCCUCUGCAGCGUAUCUCCGCUGGUGGAGUACUUCCUCUCGGGAAAAUACGUCACAGCUCUUCAGAAGGAUUGCAGCGAGGUCACCACCGCCUUUGCCUACCUGAUGACAGAUAUGUGGCUUGGGGACUCAGACUGUGUCUCACCAGAGAUAUUUCUGUCGGCUCUUGGCAGCCUUUACCCAGUUUUUCUGAAAAAGACACAGCAAGAUGCACAGGAGUUCCUGAUUUAUGUCCUCAAUGAACUUCAUGAAGCUUUGAAAAAGCACUGCGGCAGAAGGGCAUACGAGAAGAGAUCUGCUCCCAGAUCCUGCAGGAAGGUGGUGGCCAGUGAGACGUCAAUCAUCACCCGGCUGUUUGAAGGACAGCUCAACUACAGAAUCACGUGUUUAAAGUGUGAGACCUGCACCAACAAGAAUGAAGUUUUCACCGUCCUCUCCCUCCCCAUCCCAUCUGAAUAUGAAUGCUCCCUUCAGGACUGUCUCCAGUGUUUUUUCCAACAAGACACCUUGACCUGGAACAACCAAAUCCAUUGCUCCUUUUGUGAAAGCAAGCAAGAAACAGCUGUGAGGACCACAGUUUCCAAGGCACCCAAAAUAAUUGUUUUUCACCUAAAAAGGUUUGACAUCCAGGGUACAGUGAAGAGGAAGCUGAGAACAGAAAUCCUUUACCCGCUCACCAACUUGGACCUCACUCCUUACAUCUGUCCAAUUUUCCGGAAACAUCCCAAGUACAACCUAUGCGCAGUGGUGAACCACUUUGGCGAUCUGGAUGGUGGACACUACACUGCCUUCUGCAAGAACUCAGUAACUCAGGCCUGGUAUAGCUUUGAUGACACCAGAGUCAGUGAGAUCCCAGACACUUCAGUCCAAACAGCUACAGCUUAUCUUCUGUUCUAUAGCUGCCAGCCCUUUUCUAUGCCAAUACAGAAGCACAGGAGCUAGGACAGCGCCCUGAUCACUGCAAACCAGCCACCAGAAACUGCAGUGCAAUGUGUUUUGUCAUUAAAUCCUUACAACCUGCUUACAUCGCUGAGGUCUGUAAGUCUCACAGAUGGCCUCUAUAAGACAAGUGAGCCUAAGAAGACACAGUCCUUGCUCACUAAGGGCGGCAUGGAAGCCAUGCGCGGCCAUCACGGGAGCCUAAGAACUGUAGGUUCCAAAGGUCAAUGUCUCAUGCGGCGGGUUCCUAUCACAAUAUAAGUACCAAAUUAUUUUCCAAAAACUUUUAUACUUAUUUUGUAUCUGUGUGCAUGUGGUGUGGAAGUCAGAGGCUAACUUGUGGGAGUUCAUUUUCUUUUCCACCAUAUGGGUCCUGGGGAUUGAACUGGGAUCUGCACUGAGCCAUCUAUCCAGCCUAACACAAAUAAUUAUUCGCACAUGUGAGUGUACAGUUCAGUGGUAGGCUGUUUCCUCAGCAUGUAUGAGGUCCCAAGAUUGAUUUUUAACACACGGGGAAAGUUAAGCGCAAAUAUGACCUGCAGGGCUGAAGAGCCCAGUUGUUAUGAGUCCUCCCUGCUAGCAGAGGAGCUGGGUUUAGUUCUUACGCCCAUAAGAUACACAUCUACAUACACACAGGCAAAACACCAAUACACAGAAAAUAAAAAUAAAUCUUACAACUUGAAACCCAUGCUCUAACCUAAGCUAAAUAAUCACUUCCCAAAACACUUUUAGAAUCUUUUUUAGAAGAAUUCCCAAAACAGCCAGCCUGGUCUACAAGAACUAGUUCCAGGAUAGGCACCAAAAGCUAGAGAAACCCUGUCUCGAAAAUCCAAAUAAACAAAUAAAUAUAAAAAAGAAGAAUUCCCAAACCAAUAUGGACUGUUGUACUACCCUUGGUUGCCUUCUAGAUCUUGAAGGUUAAGACCCUGUUGCUGAGGACAGCACAUACUUUACACACAGGACUUGAAGGAACCGAGCUGGAACUGACCUGGAAGCCUGUACUUGAGGACUAGCUUCCACACUAUCCCAACAUGCUAUGUGCGCUGCCAAGGGAGGAAAGCAACCAAUAGUCAGAGUCAGCUAUGACACCUAUAAAGCACAUGGCCAGCGAGGCAAGCAUCCCAGUAGGUGCAAUAGUGGCGCCGAUAUCUUGGGGAUAACCAGCAGCUGUCAUGUAAUUGGUCUGAGUGGUCUAAAGGGAAGGAUCCAGGCCUGAUACUGAGUCAGCUACCCAUGACUGGUGAGGUGAUGGGCCCUAGAGGAGAGUCCCCGACUGCCAGUGUAACUCUCAACUUCAUUCUAAGUAUCCAUCCACAGGUAGUGUAGCUCGCAACCCCUCAUCAAAGAAGCUUUUUACGGCAGAUGGAGACUAUCAGAGGGUCAUUACUAAUCAAAAUUCAAAAUGCAGACAACAACUGACCAAGUGGCACUCGCCCCAAAAGGUGUAUCUACAGCACGGCCACUACAUCUCAGCUCAGGGGCAACUGCUCUGGGAUAGCGUCUUCUGCAUACGGCAAGGAAGCGGCACCCACAAAAUCUCAACAAUGAGACUUGCACAGUGACAUGGCAGCACAGAUGGGGAUAAUCACAAGGGCCUAUCCCUAGAUGAAGAGCUAUAGGCAAUUGAGAGCUAAGAAUGGAAGAAUCAGUUUUCUCCAGGGAUGAGAACCCUGGCACUCAACCCAAUCUCAAGUGGUGAGCUCUAAACAUGUGAGCAACACUAAAUGGCCUCAGCAAGGUGUGUGUGUAUGUGUGUGUGUGUGUGUGUGAGAGAGAGAGAGAGAGAGAGAGACAUAGAGAUAAUGAGUUUGCUUCUUACUAUAGCAGCUCACUCUACCAUAACUUCAGAAAGGACAGAAGUCUGGGGAUUAUUUUACAUGUGGCUAGCGUGGAAUAGUCCUAACUCUAUACAAUAACUAAGGUA
This is a messenger RNA of Microtus ochrogaster (prairie vole), 3214 nucleotides long. RefSeq names its product ubiquitin specific peptidase 50 (gene Usp50). Lineage: Eukaryota; Metazoa; Chordata; Mammalia; Rodentia; Cricetidae. Gene Ontology annotation, biological process: protein deubiquitination. The record is from RefSeq and is a predicted model, not a curated record. Gene Ontology annotation, molecular function: cysteine-type deubiquitinase activity.